Molecule: messenger RNA, 396 nt
Organism: Acanthaster planci (crown-of-thorns starfish)
Lineage: Eukaryota; Metazoa; Echinodermata; Asteroidea; Valvatida; Acanthasteridae
Source: RefSeq, a predicted model, not a curated record
AUGGGAUCUCCUAGAUCCGCGGUCCUGGCUGACAUCUUCGUGGAAGAAUUCGAAACGUCACCUCUCCUCACCGCGUACCCCAAACCCACCAUAUGGCUGCGCUAUGUUGAAGACACAUUUGUCACGUGGCCCAAUAGUCAAGAUCACCUCCAAGAAUUCCUCGAGUACCUCAACAAGCAACACCCCACUAUCAAGUUCACCAUGGAACAAGAGCAAGACGGACAACUCUCCUUCCCGGAUGUCCAUCUGUCCAGGAACCCAGACGGCACCCUCAACCACCGUGUCCACCGCAAGCCCACCCACACCAAUCGGUACUUGCACCAAAUAUCAUUUCACCACCCAGCCAUCAAGACCUCAAUCAACCGCACCCUCGUCCGCAGAGCCUCCGAGACCUAA